UGGCGGUGGAGGCCGCGCCGCGGGUGAGCGCCGUGCCGGGGCUGGUGCCGGGGCUGCGGCUGCACCGCCCGCUGACCUCCCCUCCUCUGCCCGCUACGGAGAGGCUCCGCAACCCCGCCGGAGAUGUCUGGGGCGCGGGAGAAGAAGCGAGCCAAGAAGAUGAGGAACCAGCCGGCCAGCGUCACGCUGCCCGCCGAGCCGGGGCCCUUCGGCGGCGGCGGGAGCAGAGCGUGCCCGAGCCCAGGAGAUGUUCGUUCUGAGCAGCAGCAGAAAUUUUCAAAUCAGUCAUCUGGGCCUUCUUACAGGAAAGACCAAUAUUUUUCAAAGGGCCAGAGUAGAGGAGAGAGAGGCAGAGGAAGAGGAGGAUGGCAAGGAGGACAUCAGAGUGUAUCUGAGGAGAUGCCAAAAUACAUAACAGUGUCUACCUUUGCUCAAGCUCGUGCUGCUGAGAUCAGUGCCAUGUUGAAAGCAGUUUCACAGAAGUCUUCCAACUCCCUGGUUUUCCAGACCCUCCCUAGGCACAUGCGACGGCGAGCAAUGAGUCACAAUGUUAAACGCCUGCCCAGGCGGCUCCAAGAGAUGGCCAGGAAGGAGGCAGAGAAAGCUGUACAUCAGAAAAAAGAACAGUCAAAGACUAAAUGCCGCAAAGCCAGAAGACGCCACAUAAAUUUGGUAGCAGAGUUUAAUCACAGGCAAAGAAAGAAUAUUUGGCUGGAAACCCAUAUUUGGCAUGCAAAGAGAUUUCAUAUGGUAAAGAAAUGGGGAUACUGUUUAGGAAACAGCCCUACAGAGAAGUGCUACAGGGCUUGUUACCGAGCCAUGACAAAGCAAUGCCUUCUUCAGGACUUAUCAUAUUAUUGUUGCCUGGAGUUGAAGGGUAACGAGAAUGAGCUUCUGAAGCAACUUGCUCGAAUAUGUAGCAUUGACGCAGGAUUGACAUUUCAAGAGGCUUCUUGUUUGUCUGGAAGAUUCGAGGGUUCCCUGAAUCUUUACCGAGCAGAUCGCUAUCCUGAGGAUAUGCUUGGUCCUGUUACAUUUAUUUGGAAGCCCAGGGAUGGGUCUGAAAACAGACAGUUGUGGAUCUGGGUGCAUCCAGCUCUGAAGCAGGACAUACUGAGAGAGUUAAAAGCAAUUUUUCAGUGUUCAGAGCCUGAAGAAAUCUGUAUUUCUGAGCCUGUUACAACAUCAAAUCAAGAGGAAAAACAAGUGGAAGUUAUGAGCCUUGGCAGUAAGAGAAAGAAGGAGGAUAAAGAAGGAGAAAAGGCUGUGCCAGUGAAAAAAAUAAUUGGUGACGGCACUCGAGAUCCAUUCCAGUCCUACUCUUGGAUCUCACGGACUACUGGCGUUGCAAUCAGUGACAGAAGCAUGGAGAUUCUCAGAUACCGGCUGAUCGGCCCAUUAUCACACUCCGUCCUUACAGACACCCUGAAGGCAGCCUCUGUCCAAACAGAGAUGGCAGAUUCAGAAACAGAACUGAAUAAUUGGUGGGUAGAAAACUGCAAGGACUCUGAAAAAGUAUCUCUUCAUCAGUGUCAAAGUGCUAUCUUUGAGCUAUUGGAAGGGAUGGGUUCACCAUCAGAUGUGCCACCAGGUACAAUACUUGGCCUCACUGUUGGAGAUCCUCGAGUCAAUUUGCCGAAAAAGAAGACAAAAGCCAUGCCAGAUUUUGAAAAGUUCCUAGAUAAUGAUAAAGUUAGGCAGCUGUACCUGAAGGGUGUACCUGCAGAGUGUGCUCACAGCUUUAUCUGGGACCAGAACAUCUGUAAGAACGUCACUGAAAACAAAAUCUCAGAGCAGGAUUUAAACCGUAUGAGAGCUCAGUUACUGGUACCUGGAUCACACCUUGAUUUGGGUCCUUGUGAGUCUAAGAUUCCCAUACUGUUGGUGCAGCAGCCAGGGAAAAUGGCUGGAGAAGAUCGACCGGGAUGGGGGAGUGGCUGGGAUAUCUAUCUCCCAAAGGGCUGGGGCAUGGCUUUCUGGAUUCCUUUUAUCUAUCGAGGUGUGCGAGUCGGGGGCUUGCAAGAGGCAUUAAAGCAUUCUGAAUACCAAAAAACACCUCACACUCCAAACGAUUUCCCAGACUGCCAGGCAGGAAUGCAGUUUGCCAAAGAACAGGAAACCAGUCUUCUUGAAAAAUUCAAACGACGCCCACCUGCAAAAAGGGCAAAUUAUGUCAAGCUGGGCACUCUGUCUCCUUUCAUCUGUCCUUGGGGGCAGCUGACCAAGAACUGGGAAGGAAGAAUGAAAGCUUCAGGAGGAUUUUUAUGUCCUUCUUCCCCACACCCUGACUGCUGCACAACUGAUGGGCAGACCCUUUGUGACCCCAAAGCAGAAGUGGUCAGAGAAGCGUCCCCUGAGAAUGGUGAGGCAGAGGAGACCAUGGAAAUAACAAGUUCUGAAGGUGCUCUAAAGACAGAGGAUGUUAUAAGCACCCAAGAUUUUGGUGAGAGAGAUGAAACUAAGACAAGUGACUUUAUUGUUCUCAGGAGUGAGAAACUACUAAUGCAGCUGUCAGCCUGGUGUUACCCCACUGCUGGGAAAGAUCGGCGAAUCCGCCUUAUUUCUCGGCUGGGUCAGAAGGAAAUGACUGAAGAUGUUUUCUUGCCAAUUUUGAUGAGCUACCCAAGGGCUCUUGUCUGGGUCAAUUUGUCACUGUUGAGAAAGGGGAACCCUGAAUUACAUGCCAUGAUUUGCAUCCCAACAGAAGAUGACUUGCUGCAUCUAAGCAAAGACAAACUCUUUUGUGGUCCACAAGAACCCAAGCAUCGUGACAUAUUCAAGGACAAGGUACAGAAGCAAAGAAAGGAGAAGGAGAAGAAGAAGAAGAAAAAGGAUAAUGUGAAGUCUCUAGAGAGUGACCCUGCAGGCAUUCCAGAUGAAGAAGCAACUGAGGACCAUGAAGACCUCAUUCUCGGUCUUUGGUCAGAUGCUCUCCCAGAUGUUACUUCCCACUGCUCCAGGAUUCUCUUGGGUUUUGUUUGAAAGUCUUGGGCGAAUUUAUUAAUGUUGGUUGGAGUUGUUGAAGGUAAGAUUUAAUGUGCCUUACUCCCAAAAUUAUUAAAAUAUAGGACCAUUUAAAUAUGGCACACACAUGGGGAAGGAGGAAGAACAUCUGAUUGCAAGGGAAAUACUGAAAGUUGGGCUGGGUUUUGCUUUUACAGUCUUCAGAAGCUGGACUGUAGAAUGUGCACCAGCAGUGGGAAUUGUGGUGGCAUGUGGGAAAGAAAGAUGCAGUUUUCAGCACAGCUUGGAUUGCAGCUCCCUGAGAAAUCCUGCUGAAUGGCUCCUCACUGCUCACCUUUGAUGCACCUGAUAAAGCAAUCAUGGUCCCAGAAAGGUCCUGGGAAGCAUCUGCAGGAAAGCCAGCAGAUGGCCCCAGAGGAAAGAGCUUGGUUCUGGCAGGGCUGGGAUUCACACGCUCCUGGCGUGUGACUGUGAGUGCUGCAGCCUGUAGGUAUGUGUGAAUAAGGAGCCCCUUAAACUUUACAGCCUGGCUGCUCUGAUCAAGUUCUCUCAUGGUAAUAAUCCUGGAUUUAAUGAACCUUUUGAAUUGUAAGCCCUAUUGAAAUAUUUCUAGGAUCACAGUUUCCAGAGCUGUUCUUCAUGGGAAGAAAGGAGGUUGAGGUGAUGUUUAUAUGAUUUUUUCCCUCAUCACCUCCCUCAUCUUCUUAAUAGAUAGAUAUUUUCUUGCCUCAGUAGAUCUGGCUUGUAUGUGAGAAAGAAAGAGAAGCCUGUACCCAAGCUAUCAUUUUUUUCUUUUCUUCUUGUAGAUCUUUUGUUCACUGAGUCUUUCCCAGGUUUUUAUUUUUUAAAAAAAACAUCUGGAGUCUUUCCUUUUUUUUUUCUUCCUAUUGGUAAUUUCUGCCAGGUUUUCAUUUUGACACUUCCUGUUACUUUUCUUUGAUUUCCAUUCUCUAUUUUUGAUUUAUGAUCCUUGUCUCUGGUGAGCCAGUGAACAGAAACUGGAACCCAAGUGCAUCCUGUUCUGUAUAUCUUGUAAUAUUGUUACACAGUUGUUUUCCUGUAAGUCAGUGAUUUAUGCCUUAAGACUUCACUCCUUGUAAAAUACACUGCAAACCAGAUAAGUUAAAAAUGCUCAAAACUCUCAGCCAAAAUUUGUCAGAAAAGUACUGUGACUUUAUGUAGCUGCAAGGAAAUUUUUAUCUGUGGUUGCAAUUUCCAGAUUCCGUGUGUCUCAAGGGUGAUUUAGUCAUAAAAACCAUGUCAACACCGGAUAAUCAAACUGUGGGUAAUUAAACCUGUGUUAUCUGUGCAUCA
Molecule: messenger RNA, 4278 nt
Organism: Passer domesticus (house sparrow)
Lineage: Eukaryota; Metazoa; Chordata; Aves; Passeriformes; Passeridae
Gene: POP1
Product: POP1 homolog, ribonuclease P/MRP subunit
Exons: 16
Coding region: 124-2982 (952 amino acids)
Biological process (GO): tRNA 5'-leader removal
Cellular component (GO): ribonuclease MRP complex; nucleolar ribonuclease P complex
Source: RefSeq, a predicted model, not a curated record